Vigna unguiculata (cowpea) is the source of this 795-nucleotide messenger RNA. RefSeq lists its product as uncharacterized. Lineage: Eukaryota; Viridiplantae; Streptophyta; Magnoliopsida; Fabales; Fabaceae. The record is from RefSeq and is a predicted model, not a curated record. Gene Ontology annotation, biological process: proteolysis. Gene Ontology annotation, molecular function: aspartic-type endopeptidase activity; zinc ion binding; nucleic acid binding.
AUGGCAAAUAGGAGAAGAAGAAACGAUGCAGGCGCCGAUGAGAUUGCACAAGCGAUCCAUAGAAUGGUUGAUGCCAUGCAGCCUGUUGCGGCACAGCCUAGAGCCAUAGUGCCACCCACUAGAGCGGUGACUAUGGAGGAUGUUCUGAAACACAAGCCGUCCAAGUUCAAUGGCAAAGCUACCCCUGAUGAGGCUGAUGCUUGGCUUAGGGAGUGUGAAAAGAUAUUCCGAGUACUGCAAUGCACAGAGGCACAACAGUUGAAUUUUGCCACUUUCCUACUUGUUGGCGAUGCUAAGUACUGGUGGACAGGAAUGCAGCAACAAAUGCAGACCCGACAAGAAGAGGUGAACUGGGUAAACUUUAGGAAGAGGUUCCUGGAGAAGUAUUUUCCAGACUCGGCAAAACAUGCACUCGAGGCGGAGUUUCUGACACUACAACAAGGUAGUAAACCAGUACAGGCUUACAUAGACCGGUUCGAAGAGUUUCCAAUUCUGGUGGAGCAGGCCAGGACUGUGGAGGAGUUAGAGUUUGGAUCCAGUCGGAUCACGAGGACGCAGAAGAAUACCUCUGAGACCAGACAUCAGAAGGCGCCAUACGACAGGUCUUCGUCGUCAUCUUCAAGCUUGAGAUGUUAUAACUGCGGUGGGCCGCACCUUCGCAAGAACUGUACUAAAGUUGCGGGCAGUUCAGGUGCUAGUAAUGAACAUGUGAAGUGCUACAAGUGCGAGAAGAUUGGACAUUAUGCGAGUCAAUGUCCAGACAAGAAGGCGACCGGAGAAAAACCAUCAUCAUAG